AUGGCCACGAACACCCCCAUCCCCUCCACCCCACACACACAAGUCCCCUCCACCCCACUCAACACACAAGACUCCAAUGUCGACAACGCUAAUUCCAAGAGAAAAAGAGGGCCAAACUGGCUUCCCCGUGAGGAAGAACAGCUGGCCAUCUCAUGGCUCAACGUCAGCGAACAACCGGAAUUUGCCGCCAAUCAGUCGGGCGAGACAUUCUAUCGAAAAAUUGAAAAUGAUUUCAACACCCACUCAAAGGCUCACUACCGUGAUGCAGCGCAAAUCAAAACCCGAUGGACUGCAAUGAACACCGCCACACUUAAAUUUGCUGCAAUCUACAAUGCGAUUGAGCGCAAUCCUCCCAGUGGUUCCAGUCCUGAUGAUUGGCUCGAAGCGGCAAAGACAAACUAUCAAGACCAGACCAAAGGGACAGCAUUCAAUGCACUCUUGGCUUGGCAAAAGCUCCGUCAUGCUCCGAAAUGGCGAGCCAAUGCUUGCGUCGAUCAACCAUCCACACCAAGGGCACUACCAAUACCGACAUCCGAUUCAAUCGACCCCAAAGAGUCGCUCUCCAAUACCCCUGCUUCAUCUAGUGCUCGUCCGAUCGGUGGGAAGGCAGCAAAGAGGCUUCGAAUUGAGGGCUACGCACACGAUGAAUUGGUCUCAAAAGCAAGCGAGUUUGCCGAAAUUUCCCAAGAACGACUUGGCGCUCUUUUGAAGGGGAACGAAAUUCUGACGGCAAAAAACAAGCUCCUGAAGGAAAAAAACCAAAUCGAAGAGAAGCUGCUUGAGUUAGAACGAGAGAAGAUAAAAAUAGAGAAAGAAAAUCGUCGGAGUGAGACCCAGAUGAACGACAUAAAGAUGCUCCGUGAAAGUGUGGAUAUUGAUGACGAUGAGGCCAAAGAAGUCCUGAAGAUCAUCAAGGAUGAAAUCAAGAACAAAUGGCGAGGACGGGCCUGA
Puccinia graminis f. sp. tritici CRL 75-36-700-3 is the source of this 951-nucleotide messenger RNA. RefSeq lists its product as uncharacterized. Bases 1 to 951 code for a protein of 316 amino acids. The record is from RefSeq and is a predicted model, not a curated record. Lineage: Eukaryota; Fungi; Basidiomycota; Pucciniomycetes; Pucciniales; Pucciniaceae. The transcript is spliced from 2 exons.